GGUAGCAGUGGUAGAGCAUCUCCUGAGCCUAGGCUGUCGGUUCCCUGCCCAGACCAGAUUGGCUGAUGCGCACCCUCUUUUUCUCACAGCGACGAGACAGUCCGGCCACCAUCUUCUCAAAUUGCUCCUCGACAACGGUGCAAAUCCGAAUACGACGAAUAUGAACACCGGAAUACCGAUCCCGUUCUUGGUCGAAGCGAUUGACUAUGGCCAUUACAAAGCCGCAGGCAUGCUCAUCGAUGCAGGUGCUCACACACGCCUCUUAUUUCAUUAUCCAGAACUAAAACAUUUCUGUCCGAUACGGACAUUUCUCAAACCCCAGAGGCGCACCCACGAUUUCGCCGAGUGGGCAUAUGUGGCAGAGAAGAUGUUCGGCCAAAACUUGGAUGAUGACAUUGAUGGGCACUCGCCGAUCUGGUGGGCGUUCAAGAAAAGCAAUCUGAACUUGGUCGAAUUCUUGGCGAAGAGAGGUGCUAGUGUGGGCCGUCACGGUUUGUUUUUGAAUGCAUCAAACCUUGAACAGUUAGCCAAGAAGAUUAGCAAGUUGUGAAGCAUAGCGAUUCCACAUUGGAGCAUGGGGUUUGAUAAUGCGUUAACGUACUCUAUCCAUAUUCUGCCAAGCUUCUGGAUAAAAACUUCAGGUCGACACUUAGAUUAGAAAUAUUAAUAUACUUUAAUUUCAGC
Molecule: messenger RNA, 684 nt
Organism: Truncatella angustata
Lineage: Eukaryota; Fungi; Ascomycota; Sordariomycetes; Amphisphaeriales; Sporocadaceae
Exons: 1
Coding region: 161-550 (129 amino acids)
Molecular function (GO): protein binding
Source: RefSeq, a predicted model, not a curated record